Brassicogethes aeneus is the source of this 700-nucleotide messenger RNA. NCBI's taxonomy places the organism in Eukaryota, Metazoa, Arthropoda, Insecta, Coleoptera, Nitidulidae. The record is from the annotation of a GenBank genome assembly.
AAAGAAGAUGAUUUGGGUAUAGAAGCGCGGGAUUCGCUUAUAUAAAAGCAAAUUCACUAUAGGCAAAAACAAAUCGUUGGUGCUUUUCUAGGCAUAUAGUUCGGUUCAAGAUGAGACCGAUUAUCAUAUUACUCGGCUUGGUAGGCUCGAUACUGGCUGCACCAAACGGGCAAAACGAUCACAGACAGGCUUAUAUUACCAGAUACGAUAAUGAUAGUGAUGGUACAGGAGCAUACUCCUACAAUGUUGAAACCAGCGACGGUUUCCUUAAAAACGAAGCAGCUGAGGUUGUAAAUGGUGGAAGUGACAAUCAAUUUCUUAGAGUGACAGGAUCCUAUUCCUAUGUAGGACCCGAUGGUGUCACUUACACCGUAUUGUAUGUUGCUGACGAAUACGGUUUCAGAGCUGCAGGUGAACAUAUCCCCCCAGCGGCCUCCACAGACAAGAAAGUACCUCCACUAGGUAUCCCCAGCGCCGCCAUUGCUUCCCUUGCUGGAGGCGGCUUAGGAUAAGAAGAACAACCAAACUUAACAUUAAUAUUUUAAUUAAAAAUUCCAACUUUAAUUUUGAUGCCAUAAAUUGAUAGAAAAAACAAAUUGUUUAUAUAAUUUUGUAUUUUUUUUGUUAACAGACUCGAUAUUUGUGUUUGUAUGGUGAUUAACUAUGUUUGUAUAUAGUAAAAUAAAACAAAUAUAAGUAU